Molecule: messenger RNA, 1005 nt
Organism: Stomoxys calcitrans (stable fly)
Lineage: Eukaryota; Metazoa; Arthropoda; Insecta; Diptera; Muscidae
Gene: CREG
Product: protein CREG1
Exons: 4
Coding region: 135-848 (237 amino acids)
Source: RefSeq, a predicted model, not a curated record
UAGUUAAGUCAUGCACCGAGACAAAAAUUGACAACAAACGGGCUAUUGUCAUUACCAUAAGAUACAGUCAAGAAAAACUUCAAUGAACACUCCUUGAACUUGGAGUUUUAAAGAGAUUGUGUGGAAAAAAGUUUAUGGCGAUAUUUGAAGCGUUAUUAAAAAUUGUUUAUCACCAUUUAUUAACUUCAACUAUGACUGAGAAAUCUACACUUUUGCUGCUAAUUUCAAUUGCCCUAUGCUGUACCCAGUUGACAUGGGGCUAUUCGGCCAAAGAAGAUGCUCGCAUAAUUGCCGAUUAUAAACGACAAUUAAAAUUUAAUCCCUCUGAGUUAAAUCAUGCACAAAUUGCUAGAAAAUUGGUACACCAGGCCAAUUGGGCUUCCGUGGGUACAAUUUCUACAAAUUCCAUGGUCAAGGAUUACCCUAUGGUCAAUAUCAUAUCGAUCAAUGACAAUGAUGUAGAUCAUAAAUCAACGGGUCGUAUACGUUUUCUAUUGACGGAUUUGGAUUUUACCGGUCCCGAUUGGCAGAACAAUAAUAAAGUGACCAUGCUAUUCACCGAUGAACAGACGUUGCAUUGUAUGCACUCUCGUCCAAUCAUUGAUCCAAUGGAACCCACAUGCCAACGUGUAAUGAUAAGUGGACAAGUUAUAAGGAUGAACAAAGACGACACCUCAUACGACGAAGCACUUGUAAGCUUUGUGGAACGUCAUCCGGCAGCUAAAAAUUGGUUAAAAGCACAUAAAUUCUAUCUAUGCGAACUGGAUAUAAAGAAUAUCUUCGUAUUGGAUUACUAUGGAGGCCCCCACAAUGUUGCAACCAAUGAUUAUUAUAAUGUUCAAUUGUAAUAUUUGUAACUUUUUUGAUUACUUGGCAACAGUUGCAACCUCCUUUUGUAAAACAUUAUAUUAUUAAAUUAAGUAUGUUGGCGUAGUUUUUGUAUAAAAUGCAAAUAAUACAGUUCGACAUGCCUUUUAAAUAAAAGUUAAAAAAAAUAUAAGAUAA